AUGUCUUUUCUACAGAAUUUUCAUAUAAGUCCUGGCCAAACAAUAAGAUCCACCAGGGGUUUCAAAUGGAAUACUGCCAAUGCCGCUAAUAAUACAGGCUCUGUAUCACCUACCAAGCCAAAUCCCCAGAACAAUGAUAUUAACAACAGCAAUAAUGUCAAUACAAUUAACAGUAGGACAGAUUUCACAAACACACCAGUAAAUGAAUAUAAGGGAGGCGACCAUGGAAGGAUGUCUCCCAUUCUUACUACGCCAAAGAGGCACGCUCCUCCGCCUGAACAACUACAAAAUGUAACGGAUUUCAAUUAUACUCCAUCGCAUCAGAAGCCAUUCUUACAACCACAAGCAGGUACGACAGUUACAACACAUCAAGACAUCAAGCAAAUUGUGGAAAUGACGUUAGGAUCUGAAGGAGUACUCAACCAAGCUGUGAAGUUACCGCGUGGUGAGGACGAGAAUGAAUGGCUAGCGGUUCAUUGUGUGGAUUUUUACAAUCAGAUUAAUAUGUUAUACGGGUCCAUCACAGAAUUUUGCUCUCCACAAACAUGCCCAAGGAUGAUAGCGACGAAUGAGUAUGAAUAUCUUUGGGCUUUUCAAAAGGGUCAGCCUCCUGUUUCAGUAAGUGCUCCCAAAUAUGUGGAAUGUUUAAUGAGAUGGUGUCAAGACCAAUUUGACGACGAAUCACUUUUUCCCGCCAAAGUUACAGGUACCUUCCCGGAAGGAUUUAUCCAACGAGUUAUUCAGCCAAUUCUAAGGCGAUUAUUCAGGGUUUAUGCGCAUAUCUACUGUCACCAUUUCAAUGAAAUCCUUGAACUGAAUUUACAAACUGUACUAAAUACAAGUUUUAGACAUUUUUGCCUAUUUGCUCAAGAGUUCGAACUACUAAGACCGGCAGAUUUUGGUCCGCUGUUAGAAUUAGUGAUGGAGUUGAGGGAUAGGUAG
This is a messenger RNA of Saccharomyces paradoxus, 942 nucleotides long. It is a transcript of the gene MOB1, whose product is annotated as Mob1p. The record is from RefSeq and is a predicted model, not a curated record. Gene Ontology annotation, cellular component: nucleus; cytoplasm. Gene Ontology annotation, biological process: positive regulation of protein phosphorylation; cell division; signal transduction. Gene Ontology annotation, molecular function: protein kinase activator activity. The coding region runs from base 1 to 942 and encodes 313 amino acids. Lineage: Eukaryota; Fungi; Ascomycota; Saccharomycetes; Saccharomycetales; Saccharomycetaceae. The transcript is spliced from 2 exons.